GGUGGCCGCGGGCGUGACACAGAGGGGCCGGUUUCGUGCUUAGAAACUCGGCUCCUCUUUGCCUGAGACAGUGGCAGAGUUGUGAGCAAUCCGUCAAAGGAAUUAAAAUCUGAGGAAGAUGUUUUCCCUUCAGAUAAUGCAACGCGUUUCUUCUCACCUAAGCAUGUGUAAGGCUGGCUGCGACAGCUUGAGAAGAACAAUGUGCUUUGGGGAAGAGUUAACCUUGGAACUGAAAGGAAAAAAAGCAAGCAGGGAGAGAGAGUGGUGUUUGAAAAUCUUAGUGUAAAAGGUUCACCUGUUGCCAGUGUUACGGCAGUGCUGCUGUGUUUCUUUAUCAAGCUCUGUCAUCCUCAUAAAAACUGUCAAAAAGUGGAAUAGAGAUGAUGUCAAGUUUCUUGCAAUCAUUUGACAAAACUGUUUACUGUGCAGUGAUAUAAUGUAACACUGGAUCACAUUUUUUACUGUAUAUCCUUUGUGGUAUAAUCUUAGGGGUGUAUUUGCAAUAUUAAAUUUGUUCAGUCCUGGUAAAUAAAAUUGCUGUUUUAAAGCAUAAUUUAUUACAGUCUCCAGGGCAAAAUCAAUUGCUGGAAGGGUGUUUGGUAUAAGGAAACCCAUUGAGUUACUGCUUGCAAACUAAGUUUUAAAAUGUUUCUAGCGGAAGCUGCAAGGAUCUUGGCAGCUGGUUUUAAGCAAGCACAAGCUGGAUCAAACCCAGUGCUGUGUUACUUGUAGCCUUGGAGCUGGGGACGCUUCCCUGCUGCACUGUCCCCUGAAUGCACUCUGUACCUGCAGCCAGCCCGGCAGAACCUCACUGUGCUCAGCAGCAGGCUUCAAGAGCUCAGGUGGUAAAUCAGUCCCGUGUGCUUAUUCAGACUGAGAUGCUAAUGAUGACACUGGUACACUCAUUAUUUUGGGAUAUGAACAGCUGUUGGCGAAGAAUUUGAAUCGGCUCAACUCCUGUCUCACAGACCAUAAAAUCAGAUAUCACUAACCUGAUAAAAUUAUCAGCUGGGAUACAGUAAACACAUUUGCCCUGGCAUGCUCCUGGCACUAAUUUCAGUCUUUACACUGAGGAGUUAAGAGAGCCAUUUUUUUUAAAAAGUUAAUCUUCAGGCUUAGAAAAUCGUGUAGUUAUUAAAAGAAACCAAACAAAACAAAACCACAGAGUAUGGAUCACUUACACGUGCGUGUCACACCAGAAAUGCUUCCUUUUCAGGUCAUGGGAGCUGGGUGGUGCUCAGGGAGAAAGCAGUGAGUGGCAGGAGUGAGUGGAGAUGCUUCUGUCACUGGCUGAGGAUAAAUACAGAGGUGGCAAGUGUGUCUGAAUUCUAGAAUGGACUUGAUUUUUCUUCAGUGGCCAGGCACUUGGCUUCUUGUGGUAUUCUGAUGACCAGAACUUCUCCUUUGCAAGUACCUGUAAUGAGCCAUACUUUUUCAAGAAAUUUCUUCAAUGUUGCCACACCACUAAUAAAUAAAAGAAAAGAAUAUUCUGAAAGAAGAAUCAUAGGGUAUUCCAUGCAGGAAAUGUAUGAAGUUGUUGCUGUCGUGGAGAAUUACAAACUCUUUGUUCCUUGGUGUAAACAGUCAGACAUACUCUCGAAGCGCUCCGGGUACUGCAAAGCACAGCUAGAAAUAGGAUUCCCUCCUGUAGUAGAGAGAUACACAUCAAUUGUAACCCUAGUGAGACCACAUUUAGUUAAGGCAUCAUGCACAGAUGGAAAACUCUUUAAUCACCUGGAAACAGUGUGGCGUUUGAGCCCUGGUAUCCCUGGCUAUCCAAGGACGUGUACAUUGGAUUUUUCAAUUUCUUUUGAAUUUCGUUCACUUCUACACUCAAAACUUGCUACACUAUUUUUUGAUGAAGUUGUAAAGCAGAUGGUUGCUGCCUUUGAAAGAAGAGCAUCCAAACUCCACGGCCCAGAAACCAGCAUCCCUCGGGAGCUGAUGCUGCAUGAAGUUCAUCAGACGUAAAGGGAAACUGUAACAACCUCAGCUAUAAACUUGUUUGUACGCUUCAUUUGUACAAAGUGCCAUGCUCCUCCUUUGGGGCAUCUAUUUCUUAUCUGAGCUGUGGGUGUGAUCUUACACUGUGCCAAACACACCUGCUCAGCCAGACACAGAAUGUUCAAAAGCUGCAAUCAAGUGCAGCUUCAAGCCUUAUCAGUAACAGACACCUGGCAGCUCCUGUAAUCCAGGCUAUCUCAGGCUGCCGUUAAACGCCAAACGGCUCCUGGAAUCACGGCUCAAGCCCUGCCUUAGCCAAGCUCCUGGGGCUUUUCAGCACUGUAACACAUUAACUCAACUCUGUGGGAACCCAACUUCACAGCAGCAACUCAGCCAGCUCUGCCCAAGCAGAGGCUUCCCAGAGAAAGGCAGAGUGUGGCAACCAGUGUGGAAUGGUGCUUUUAAUCCAAAUGAAUGGCAAAGGUAAGUCAGGGGUCUCCAGCUGCUCCUGGCAUGACCAGCAACUGCUCUCAAACUCCCCCUCAUUUUCAGGGAUGAAAUGCAUAAGAGUACUGUAAUCUCAAUGUAGCAGUCUCAGCUACAGCUAGUGAUUCCCAGUUGGCCCAGUCUGGAAUUUGUAGUACACUUGGCAGGCUGAACUUGCCCCUUGCCCCUCCUUCCCUGUUACACAUUGCACUUUGGUUACCUCCCUCUCAUCUAAUGCAAUCAGAACACUUCAGAACAAGUGUUACCUCUUAGAGAAGCAGGUACCAGUGCUGUCCUCCCUGGAAGCAGGGAACAAGAGGUCCUGCACUUCCCACAGGCCAGCUGUCAUUAUAAAUCACACAAGAGAGCACCAAACUUUCAUUCCUCAAGGGUUUUCAGUGCCAUACUCCCACCAUGAUAAUGCUACCUUGAUUAAAUACACAUUCAGUACUUCUAUUCCUGAAAUACUCUCUUCCCAGUCUCUGAAGAAACCAGGUAAAUAGGGUUGAACAGUUCUAAAUCCUUACUUUAUACUGCCUUGCAUUACCAAAUUUCCUUACUGAAAUUAGGUGAAAGCUUCAGGCCAGGCUGCUGAAGCUGGUCCUUUCUCUGCAGCAUAUGUAACCAUAUGGUUACUAGAGAGUGACCUAUUAAAUUAACAUAGAAAUAUGUUUCAAAAUAAAGACAGUCCUGAAACAG
Molecule: messenger RNA, 3129 nt
Organism: Catharus ustulatus (Swainson's thrush)
Lineage: Eukaryota; Metazoa; Chordata; Aves; Passeriformes; Turdidae
Gene: COQ10B
Product: coenzyme Q10B
Exons: 5
Coding region: 1387-1971 (194 amino acids)
Biological process (GO): ubiquinone biosynthetic process; cellular respiration
Cellular component (GO): mitochondrion
Molecular function (GO): ubiquinone binding
Source: RefSeq, a predicted model, not a curated record